AGAUUCGGCUGGUCUGAAUAGCCUUCGAGCAAACAAGUUUCAACUUCGUCUUCCCCCUAUUCACCAAUCCUUCGAACACAUCCGACGAAUCCAGAACCCUAAUCCCUUCCUGCGGGGUUUUCUGGGGAAAACUCUUCGAAGAUCUCACUCGAUCGAUCCAGAGGAGAAAUGGGAGAUCCGUUGGAGAGGUUGGGAUCAGAGGCAUCGAUGGGAAUGGAGUCCACCAUGAAGGAGGAGCUCUGUAUGGAGAUCGAUCCUCCCCUGCAGGAGAACGUCGCCACCGCCGAGGAUUGGCGGCAAGCUCUCAGCAAAGUGGUUCCCGCCGUCGUCGUCCUCCGCACCACGGCGUGUCGCGCCUUCGACACCGAGGCCGCCAGCGCCAGCUACGCCACGGGGUUCGUCGUCGAUAAACGCCGUGGGAUCAUCCUCACCAAUCGCCAUGUCGUGAAGCCAGGUCCUGUAGUUGCCGAGGCAAUGUUUGUCAAUCGUGAAGAAAUUCCAGUCUAUCCUAUAUAUAGAGAUCCAGUUCAUGACUUCGGUUUCUUUUCUUAUGAUCCUGGUGCAAUACAAUUUCUGGAUUAUGAAGAAAUUCCUCUUGCCCCAGAAGCAGCUUGUGUUGGGCUUGAAAUCAGGGUUGUUGGCAAUGAUAGCGGAGAAAAGGUUUCUAUCCUCGCUGGUACUCUUGCUCGUUUGGACAGAGAUGCUCCACAUUAUAAAAAAGAUGGUUAUAAUGACUUCAAUACAUUUUACAUGCAAGCAGCAUCAGGUACUAAAGGGGGCUCAAGUGGCUCCCCUGUCAUUGAUUGGCAAGGCAGGGCAGUGGCUUUGAAUGCAGGCAGCAAGUCAUCUAGCGCAUCAGCCUUCUUCUUACCUCUUGAACGAGUUGUAAGGGCAUUGAAGUAUCUCCAGAAAAGCAUCACUUCGAGCACAGAAAAGCGACAAGCACUCGAUAUUCCUCGUGGUACGCUUCAGGUGACCUUUCUUCACAAAGGUUUCGACGAGAUACGCCGGCUUGGUCUCAGGAGCGAAACUGAGCAGGUGGUUCGACAUGCAUCUCCACCUGGGGAAACAGGAAUGCUCGUUGUUGACUCUGUGGUGCCAGGUGGUCCCGCUGAUAAACAUUUGGGGCCAGGCGAUGUUCUCGUUCGUGUGAAUCGGAUGGUGAUCACACAAUUUCUGACGUUGGAGACUUUGCUUGAUGACAGUGUUGGGCGUAACAUUGAACUGGAGAUUGAAAGGGGUGGAAAGCCACUGUCUAUUAGUGUAUCAGUUCAGAAUUUACAUUCAAUAACACCAGACCACUUCCUGGAAGUGAGUGGUGCUGUCAUUCAUCCCUUAUCUUAUCAGCAGGCUCGGAAUUUUCGUUUUCCUUGUGGUCUGGCUUAUGUUGCGGACUCUGGAUAUAUGCUAUUUAGAGCUGGGAUUCCUCGACACGCUAUCAUAAAGAAGUUUGCUAAUGAGGAAAUUUCUGGACUCGAGGAUUUUAUUUCUGUUCUUUCUGGACUUUCUAGGGGUUCCCGGGUUCCCCUGGAAUACCUGUGUCACACAGAUCGUCAUCGUAGGAAGUCUGUCCUAGUUACAAUUGAUCGCCAUGAAUGGUAUGCUCCUCCACAAAUAUAUACUCGCAAUGACAGUUCUGGUUUAUGGGAUGUGAGCCCUGCCAUUCAGCCUGGUGCUGUUUCACCAUCAAUUGGUUUUAGUGGCUUGCCUACAAGCCAGAAUGUUCUUUACAGCUGCAACUCUCAUCAAAUAGAGCAAACUCAUCCAACCAAUGAUGAUGGCGUGACUGAUGUUGUGACUGUAAUGGGAGCCUCCUCUGGGGAUGGUGCAGAUGAACACUACUCUCAGGAUGAUUCUGGCUCAGGAGCAAAGAAACGAAAAGUGAAAGAUGACGUGUCUUUAGAUGGAGCUGUCACCAAUGGUUCCUUACUUGGCAGUGAAUUUAAGUCGGAUGAUGCAAUGGUAACAGAGAAUGAAGUCUUAAGAGACUCCCAAGGUGCAACAGCACUGGCUGCUAAUAAUGCUUCUUUUGCCGAACGUGUGAUUGAGCCUGCUCUUGUGAUGUUUGAGGUUCAUGUGCCACCUUCUUGCAGUCUUGAUGGUGUACACUCGCAGCAUUUCUUUGGUACUGGUGUCAUUAUCUAUCAUUCUACUAGCAUGGGACUAGUUGUGGUGGACAAGAACACUGUUGCGAUAUCUGCAUCUGACAUUAUGUUGUCUUUUGCUGCUUUUCCUGUCGAGAUUCCUGGAGAGGUGGUUUUCCUUCAUCCUGUUCACAACUAUGCUCUUAUUGCUUAUGAUCCUUCUGCUCUUGGUACUGCUGGUGCUUCAGUUGUUCGUGCAGCUGAGCUGCUUCCUGAGCCUGCAUUGCAACGUGGAGAGUCGGUCUAUCUUGUGGGACUAAGUAGAAGUCUUCAAGCCACAUCGAGGAAUUCGUUUGUGACGAACCCAUGUGCAGCUUUAAACAUUGGCUCUGCUGAUAGUCCACGAUAUCGAGCUACCAAUAUGGAAGUUAUCGAGCUUGAUACCGAUUUUGGUAGCUCAUUUUCAGGGGUUCUGACUGAUGAGCAGGGAAGAGUUCGAGCUAUAUGGGGAAGCUUUUCAACUCAGGUAAAAUAUGGUUGCAAUUCAUCAGAAGACCACCAAUUCGUCAGAGGUAUCCCGGUAUAUGCAGUCAGCCAAGUUCUGGAGAAAAUCAUAGCUGGCGGGAAUGGACCGACUCUUCUCGUAAAUGGUGUUGAAAGGCCAAUGCCGCUCGUUCGGAUCUUAGAGGUUGAGCUGUACCCAACUUUGCUCUCGAAAGCUCGGAGUUUUGGAUUGAGUGAUGAAUGGAUCCAAGUUUUAGUGAAGAAGGAUCCGGUCAGACGGCAAGUUCUACGGGUGAAAGGGUGUUUGGCAGGAUCAAAAGCCGAAAACCUUUUAGAACAAGGAGACAUGGUUCUGGCGGUGAACAAGAAACCAGUCACAUGCUUUCGUGACAUAGAGGAUGCGUGCCAAGAAUUGGAUAAAAGCAGCAGCGACAGUGAUGGGAAUCUUAAUCUAACAAUUCUCCGGCAGGGACGAGAAAUGGAGCUGAGAGUGGGAACCGAUGUGAGGGAUGGGAAUGGAACGGCGAGAGCCAUAAACUGGUGUGGAUGCGUGGUUCAGGAUCCUCAUUCCGCUGUCCGUGCUCUCGGGUUUCUUCCCGAGGAAGGUCAUGGCGUCUACGUGGCAAGGUGGUGUCAUGGAAGUCCGGCGCACAGGUACGGGCUGUACGCUCUGCAGUGGAUAGUGGAGGUGAACGGAAAGGCGACGCCAGACCUGAACGCGUUCGAGAGAGCGACGAAGGAGAUAGGGCAUGGGGAGUUCGUGAGGAUAAGGACCGUGCACCUGAACGGGAAGCCUCGGGUGCUGACGCUGAAGCAGGACCUCCAUUACUGGCCCACCUGGGACAUCCACUUCGACCCCCUCUCCGCCUUCUGGCGUCGCCUUGUCAUCAACUCCCGCCUCCUUUGAUUUUCUUCUCAAACAAAAAAAACACAAUGUGGGAUUUAUGGGAUAUAAUAAAAAUGUCUACUUUCUACGCAAGCGAUGUGAUUUGUUUUUUUUUAAUUAGUGUAUUUUGAUCUUAAUGUUGUAAUUUAAACAAAUUAUCUGAUAUUUAUUGUUUAAAAAUACA
This is a messenger RNA of Tarenaya hassleriana, 3658 nucleotides long. RefSeq names its product protease Do-like 7. Gene Ontology annotation, biological process: proteolysis. The record is from RefSeq and is a predicted model, not a curated record. The coding region runs from base 169 to 3495 and encodes 1108 amino acids. The transcript has 23 exons. Gene Ontology annotation, molecular function: protein binding; serine-type endopeptidase activity. Lineage: Eukaryota; Viridiplantae; Streptophyta; Magnoliopsida; Brassicales; Cleomaceae.